Dovyalis caffra is the source of this 369-nucleotide messenger RNA. NCBI's taxonomy places the organism in Eukaryota, Viridiplantae, Streptophyta, Magnoliopsida, Malpighiales, Salicaceae. The record is from the annotation of a GenBank genome assembly.
AUGGAAGAGGCACAAGAUGUCACUCAUGCAGAAGAGAAAGUAGUGAACAUUAGCCUCAAGGACCUUGCUAAGAAACUAGAGGAAUUUGCCAAGGCCAGAGAUUGGGAAAAGUACCAUAGUCCAAGGAAUCUUCUUCUUGCAAUGGUUGGUGAAGUAGGAGAGCUAUCGGAAAUAUUCCAAUGGAAAGGAGAGGUGGACAAGGGGUUGCCAAAUUGGGAGGAAUCUGACAAGGAGCAUCUAGCAGAAGAGCUAUCUGAUGUGCUGCUAUACCUCAUUAGAUUGUCUGAUAUUUGUGGCAUUGAUCUAGGUGAUGCUGCCACCAAAAAAAUUGUUAAGAAUGCUAUCAAAUACCCACCCAAGGCCUGCUGA